AUGGAGACUCCAUCCACAUCUAUUCUUCUGACUCUCACUCUAACCAUCUCAAGCCUUGUUCUAGUGAGAAGUGGAGACCCUGAUAUCCUCUCUGAUUUCCUCAUCCCACCCACUCUAGACCCAAGCACCGUUACUAGACAAUUCUUCACUUUCACAGGGUUUAGAAACCUCAGGAAGGCCAACUUAACAGGGAAAACCAAUGCUUUAAUCACCAAGGCCACAAAGAAAGAAUUCCCAGUUCUUCAUGGCCAAAGUGUAUCAGUUGCCACUCUAUUGUACCCACCAUCUGGUAUAAAUCCUCCUCAUAUUCACCCAAGAAGUGCUGAGCUAUUGCUAGUUCUUCAAGGGGAACUCGAGGUUGGUUUUGUCGACUCGACCAACAAAUUAUUUGUACAAACACUUAGAGCUCCUGAUUUGUUCCUGUUUCCAAAAGGAUUGGUGCACUUUCAGGUAAAUAACGAUGCGCAUCUUCCAGCUGCUGCAGUUGCAAUGUUUGGGAGCUCAGAUGCAGGAACAAUCUCUAUUCCUAGAGGGGUCUUUGGCAGCGGGAUCAAAGACGAUAUCUUGGCAAAGGCCUUUGCAACUGAUAAGGAAACGAUUGCGAAGAUCGUGGAGGCGAAUGAGCCUCUCACUUAG
Amborella trichopoda is the source of this 636-nucleotide messenger RNA. Its product is annotated as germin-like protein 9-3. Gene Ontology annotation, molecular function: manganese ion binding. Lineage: Eukaryota; Viridiplantae; Streptophyta; Magnoliopsida; Amborellales; Amborellaceae. The record is from RefSeq and is a predicted model, not a curated record.